Molecule: messenger RNA, 2168 nt
Organism: Pogonomyrmex barbatus (red harvester ant)
Lineage: Eukaryota; Metazoa; Arthropoda; Insecta; Hymenoptera; Formicidae
Cellular component (GO): extracellular region
Molecular function (GO): chitin binding
Source: RefSeq, a predicted model, not a curated record
UUUCUUAAAUUGAUAAAAUGAACCGACAAGAGUCUUCAAUAUAUAUAAAUGCAUUUCUCAUAGGACGUGUCGUAACAGAUCUUAUCGGAACAUUGAUCCACAUUUGAAGACCUCUAUAACGCAUUCGAGUCGUAACAUAUGUGUCUGUCUGUUAAUUUACGAGAAAGUAUCUAUAUCAUUUUUCAUGCUCCACUUAAUUCUAUUUUAUUUUCUUUACAAAAAAAAAAAGAAAAUAUCUCAGGAUUUGGACGUAAUAUUCUGAUUGAUAACAGAUUUAGUUUGACAUAAACCAAUAUAUAGGAAUUUUUAAUUAUAGAAAAUGUCUGUUCUAUUUUUAUCAUUAAUUAUUUCAACGGAUAUUUUUAUGAACGACUAAACUUAGUUUAAUUUGUUGCAAAUGUUAUUUGGUAUCGAUACAGAUUCAAUUUGAAAUAAGUAUGUCAUAAAAUAAAAUUACAAAAAUGUAUUGACGUUCAUCGCGAUGCCUUUCACGCGGACUGAUUGCUUUAUUUCUUGUCGAUUCCGAUUCGCAACGCGAGUGUAUCGUGUACGCGUCUACUCGCAGAGGGAACAAUAGCUGAUAAAAAUAGGAUGCGUUGAGUGUGGCAGGUAGAUUGUCAGGAAAGGUAAAGAGAGAGAGAGAGAGAGAGAUAGAAGAUGGAUGGAGGGAGAGGACAACUUCGGACUCAUCCUCGAGUUACUUUCACUUGAACUUCUUGUAUCGCCUCGUAGUGAUCUUCUAGACGGUGGGAGCGAAGUUGUUAUUGCUUUCCGCGUAAUUCGAACCCGCGUAUAAUCUUUUAAUAAUUUUAAAUUUUAAUUAAGAAAUGGCACUUUACUGGAUUCUACAAUCUUAUCUUCUACGAUGUGCACUAUUCAUCGUUAUUGUCCGCACCGAAGAAGUUUUCAAUACCACGCCGUCGACGAUCAAAACGAACUUUUCCUGUCUCAAUCGACCUAUGGGAUUUUAUGCUGACGUCGAAGCGAAUUGCAAAAUAUAUCAUACAUGCGACGAUCACGGGAACAAAUUCACUUAUCGAUGUCCCGAGGAGACGGCUUUUCGUCAAGACGCCCUGAUAUGCGAUCACGCUCAUCUCGUCGACUGCCAGGCGACUGUUUACCCGACUCAAUUUCCAAACGAAAGCGUCGACAAGGAAAUUACGUAUACAGCGUCCCCGUCAAGGUCCCCGAUCGACUCGCUCGACGAUCAUCGAUUAUCGUUUUCGCGUACCUUCCAAGUGAUCAAACGGCCGGACAAAUCCGUGCCUGACAAACCGCAAUCCGGCUUCGUCUUUAGCGCGAGUCUAUUCUUAAGGGAUCAGGAUCCGAUGCAAAAUCAGGCUAGGCAGAUCGGCGACACCUGUACGAUAUGCAACGGUGAUUCGAAGAACCGCGCGACGGUUCCCACCGCUCAAACGCUGACCAAACAAUUCGAUUCCUGGAACUCACGUAAUCACGAUAAAUCCACCGCGCCAAGACUGUCCUUAUCGUCGUCGUCGUCGUCGUCGUCGGGGACUCGCGACAGGAGUGCCGUGUAUCUUAAUCGAUCAUUCGAGCCGCCCUCGAAUUCCGCGCCUGUGAAAACGAUAGCUUCGGAAGAAAACCAGCAUCCACCUCCUCUGCGCGAGAAGUCUCCCCCAUUGAAUUACAACAGUGAUGACCUCCAUCCAUACUCGGAGACCUUAAGGUCGAUUCAGGCUAGCGCUCGUAUGACUUAUCUAAAAUCCACCACGGAAAUUCCCGUGCACGCUUUGACACUUUCCCUGAAACCGCUGGUACCGAACGAGCUGGAGUACGAUCCUUAUUAUCCGAAACAGCCGACGUCCACCGAGGCGUAUUACACGCCCAGCAAUCGCAAUAAGUUUGAUACAAAUCGAUUUUCCAGCUCGAGCCAGAUACCGACGGUAAUCACGCAUCCCGAUCUUCCCUUCGAAAUCCCGUCUGUACUGCCCGAUUUGAAUACCCUGGAGGAUUUGGUUGAUCGCCGAAAGUUCUUCUACAUUCCGCGCACAAACGCGAACUACAACGAGCCAUUAUUAAAUAUUUAAUAACGGUCAUAUUUGUAAUGUUACAUGUUAAAAAGAAUGUUAAGGUAUCUUUUGUCUUUUGCGAAAUAAAGGUACGUAUCUUCACUUCUUAUUCCUAUUGGUGUGUACUAUUUGCGAAAG